AUGGAGGCAAAGUCGGGACCAUCCGGCUCCGGGCUGAACCUCGUGGCCCACCCUCGCGCCAAGAGCAAAGUCUGGAAGUACUUUGGUUUUGACACAGAUGCCGACGGCUGCAUCUUGCACUGGAAGCGGAUCUACUGCCGCGUGUGCAUGACUCAGAUCGCAUACUCUGGUAACACCUCCAACCUGGCGUACCAUUUGGAGAAAAAUCACCCGAUGGAGUACGGAGAGCUUCUCAAAAGCAACACGGACCAGAUGAGGGAAGCGUUCGUCACUGCCAUGGUCAAACCGGUGCUACACAUGAUCAUAAACACCAACCUGAAAACCAAAGAGGGAGAACUGAAGGAAGUCCGUCUAAUCAAAGAGGUCGUUACCAAGGUUUUGAGCAACACCUACUCUGAAAGCUCGCAACAAGAAAUAGCAAUGUUCUUGAAUAUCGCAACAUUCUUAGACCCGAGAUACAAAAAGUUGCCGUUUUUGUCCAACAAAGACCGCGCUAAAGUAGAGUCCAACUUGAUCGAUGAAGCAAAAGCAAUUCUCGAGAAGCAAAACGCAUGCCUCGAAGAUUUCCCCUUUGUGUCAGAUGAGCCGCCAAACAAAAAGCAAGCCACGCACGAUAACCCAUUAGCCGCCAUUUUCUGCCAGUCCGAGUCAGAUCAAGGCCUGGAAGAGCUGAAUUCUCAAGUUUUGGAAGAGAUCGGUAACUACAAAUCUCAGCGUGUGCUUGGUCUGAAUGAGGAUCCGCUCGUGUGGUGGUCCAGUCACGCUACGUUGUUCCCGACUUUGCCGAAGUUGCUGCAGAAGUACUGGUGCGUCCCGGCCACUAGCGCCCCCUGCCACAGACUGUUCAGCUCGUCUGGGACGGUUCUCUGCGGCAAGCGGAACCGCAUCACGCCGGCGUUGGUCAAUCAGCAGGUUUUCCUCUAUGAGAACUCCAGAGGGUACUACGAGCCGGAACAGUGCGACGAGGAAUUGGACAGCGGACGUGUGGCCAUCGUCACCGGGGGAACCAGAGGAAUGGGACUGGAGACCGCCAAACAACUGCACCAGCUGGGCAUGCACGUCAUCAUAGUUGGAAACGAGAGAGAGGAGGGCGAGGAGGUGGUGAAGAAACUCAACGCUCAGAACAACCGCGGAGGAAAAGUUGAGUUUGUUUUCUUGGAUCUGACGUCUUUCAAAUCCAUUCGACAAUUCGCCCACAGCUUCAAGCAGAGGAACCUGCCCUUACACGUCCUCGUCAACAACGCCGGGACGAUGCUGGUCCCUGAGCGUCAGACGGAGGACGGGUUUGAGUUUCACUUUGCCUUGAACUAUCUGAGCCACUUCCUGCUCACCAACCUGCUCCUGGAGACACUGAAGAAUUCUGGGAAACCAGGACGAUCGGCUCGAGUCGUCAACAUGUCCUCCGCCACACACUACGCUGGAGUGAUAGAGCUGGAGGACCUCAACCGACGGGCCCACUACAGCUCCCAUGGUGCGUACGCUCAGUCCAAACUGGCCCUGGUCCUGUUCUCGUACUCGCUCCAGGACCAGCUAAGCUCCGCAGGCUUCAACGUCACGGUGAACGCGGUGGAUCCAGGAAUGGUGGACACAGCGCUAUACGACAACCUGUGGACGUUAGCGCAGAUGCUAAAGAGGCCAGUCGCCAAGAUCCUCUUCAGGGCGGAGGCUCAGUUCGCCCUCCGUGGAAUUACUGACGAUGACACGCGCUAUUACCAUGUCGUCUCGGCGUUCGGGAGCUCCACGGCGACCAGGGCAGUGAGUUUCAUUACUUCUCCUCCAGCCCACGGGAAGUAUGCGGGGAUUAAGGCAUAUCUGCUGAAGAUUUUUGAACUGUCACGAUCCGAACGGGCCCGACGCCUCCUUUCUAUGCAGGGCCUGGGGGAUAGCAGGCCCUCAGAACACAUGGAGGUGAUGUUAAACCUGCUGGGCAGUGAAGAGCCAAAUUUCCUCUUUGUGGAACUGUUUCUGCGACACAUGCCACCUCACGUGCAGACGGCUCUCGCGAAUACAGCCAUUACGGAGCCACGUGCUCUGGCGGAGGAGGCGGACCGGUUCUUCCUGGCCACCCAUCGUUUCGUCCCUGACGUGUUGGCCCCGACACGCAGCUACACCCCCCCUGCUGCGGCCGCUCUGCCUGUUAGGGGGCGCAUGGUGACUGACGGCCCGGCCAGCCCUGGGUUGUGCUACUUCCAUGCACGUUUCGGGGCCAAAGCUAAGAGGAUGCCUUUUGGCCUGAAGAACGCAGCCCAGUCGUUCCAGCGGCUAAUGGACUCGGCACUCAGGGACAUGCCUUUCAUCUUCGUCUACUUGGACAAUGUCCUCGUCGCCAGCUCCUCGGAGGAGGAGCACCUGACACAUCUCCGAGUUCUUUUUACACGGCUCGACCAGCACGGGCUGAUCAUUAACCCGGCUAAGUGUGUUUUUGGGGUGCCGUCCAUAAAGUUCCUCGGGCAUCUCAUCACCAGUGAGGGGGCUGCCCCCCUCCCUUCGAAGGUGGACGCCGUUUCCACUUUUCCACGCCCACGCUCGGCCCGGGGGCUCCGUGAGUUCCUCGGUAUGGUUACCUUCUACCAUCGGUUCAUUCGACAAGCGGCUCACGUAAUGCGCCCGCUCUACGAGGCCCUUAAGGGUAUGACCCCCAACCAGGACGUUGUCUGGACCGCGGCCUUCGAGGACACAAAAGUUGCGUUGUGCCAGGCCACUAUGUUGGUCCACCCGUCACCUGGGGCCCCGGUUGCCCUCACUACUGACGCGUCCGACUAUGCCGUGGGUGCCGUGUUCGAGCAGUGGGUCGAGGGUACCUGGCAACCGCUCGCCUUUUUCAGCCGCCAGCUUGUCCCCAGGGAGCGUAAAUACAGCACCUUUGACAGAGAGCUGCUCGCUGUUUGGUUGGCAAUCCGCCACUUCCGCUUCGUCCUGGAGGGCCGUGAGUUUACGGUUUUUGUUGACCACAAGCCCCUUACAUUCUCCAUGUCUAAGGUGGCCGAGCCGUGGUCCGCCCGCCAGCAGCGCCAGCUGGCGUUCAUCUCGGAGUAUACCACGGACAUACGACACAUUGCCGGCAAAUCCAAUGUGGUUGCGGAUUGUCUUUCCAGGGCGGUCGUUGGUGCGGUCCAGCUCGGACUAGACUACGCGCGUAUGGGUGCAGACCAGGCCGCAGACCGCACCCUUCAGUCCCUCAAGGACUCGGACACUGGACUGCAGCUGGGAAAGGUCGCGGUCGGCGCUUCUGGGGUCAGGUUGUGGUGUGACCUCUCUACUGGCCAGCCCAGGCCUCUGGUCCCCGCCAGCUGGCAGCGGUCUGUUUUUGAGACUAUACACGGCCUGUCCCAUCCUGGCAGAAAGGCAUCUGUUAGGCUUGUAUCGCAAAAGUUCGUCUGGAGAGGACUCAAGAAGGAUGUGUGGGCCUGGGUUGAUUCUUGUGUGGCCUGUCAGCGUGCUAAGGUGCACCGCCAUACCAAGGCCCCGUUAGAACCUUUUGUUGUUCCGGAGAGGAGGUUUGACCACGUUAACAUCGACCUGGUGGGGCCGCUUCCCCCUUCACGUGGUUUCACUUACCUCCUCACGAUGGUAGACAGGACGACGCGCUGGCCUGAGGCUGUUCCCCUCGCCUCUAUCACGGCUGCCGAUGUGGCUCGGGCGUUCAUUGGCACGUGGGUUUCGCGUUUCGGUACGCCCUCUGAUCUAUCCUCUGACCGGGGUGCGCAGUUUACCUCGGAGGUCUGGAACGCUGUGGCGGGGGGUUUGGGUGUCAAGUUGCACCGCACCACCGCAUACCACCCCCAGGCUAACGGACUGUGUGAACGUUUCCACCGCUCUAUGAAGGCUGCCCUUCGGGCCAGCCUGACAGACGGCAACUGGGUUGACAAACUGCCCUGGGUCAUGCUUGGCCUUAGGACCGCCCCCAAGGAGGAUCUGCAGUCCUCGUCUGCCGAGCUUGUUUACGGCCAGGCUUUGCGGGUGCCUGGGGAUUUUAUACCGGAUGCUACGAGACCUUGGUCUGCUACCGAACAGCGGUCCUCCCUGCGGGAGGUGGCCACGGGGUUUGUGCCUGUUCCUACGUCGCAGCACUGCUCCCCUGAGUCCCGGAUGCCCGCUGGCCUCCGCUCUGCGUCGUUUGUUUUCGUCCGCCACGACGCCCACCGUGGACCGCUGCGUCCCCCUUACGACGGCCCGUUUAGGGUUUUGCAGCAUGGGGACAAGAGCCUGGUCGUGGACAUUGGGGGUAGACCUGAAACUAUUUCCGUUGAUAGGAUCAAGCCUGCUCAUGUGGACAUUUCCAGACCAUUGGUGUUGGCCCAGGCCCCACGCCGCGGACGCCCCCCAGUACUUUGUUUCCCUGGUCAGUCGGGAGUUCCUUCGACCGGGACGGUGCCGGCUGCGUCCCCCGCUUCCCUCCCCUCAGCCCCUGCCACUUGUACUCGGAGUGGUCGGGCCAUCAUUCCAUUCCGGAGUGGGGAUUUUGACUAUGCCUGGCGGUCCGUCACCACUAUACUGUUCUUCCCGCAGACGCCAGCAGAGGGCGCCUCCACCACGGUCUUCGCCGCGGUCUCCUCUCAGAUGGAGGGAGUGGGAGGCGUGUACCUGUACAACGGGGAGAGGACGCGCUCCGCAAAACCGUCCUACGACCCCGACCUCCAGGCGUGGCUGUGGAAGAAGAGCUGCCAGCUGGUGGGACUGCAGCACGGUCUACACUGA
This is a messenger RNA of Knipowitschia caucasica, 4698 nucleotides long. NCBI's taxonomy places the organism in Eukaryota, Metazoa, Chordata, Actinopteri, Gobiiformes, Gobiidae. The record is from the annotation of a GenBank genome assembly.